Actinia tenebrosa (Australian red waratah sea anemone) is the source of this 3358-nucleotide messenger RNA. RefSeq lists its product as uncharacterized. The record is from RefSeq and is a predicted model, not a curated record. NCBI's taxonomy places the organism in Eukaryota, Metazoa, Cnidaria, Anthozoa, Actiniaria, Actiniidae. Gene Ontology annotation, molecular function: protein binding.
CGGUCCGUUGCCAACGAGAAGCCUUUCUAGGCCAAAACAAAAGGUUGCAUGCAAUGGACUUCAAAAGCCAAACUUUUCUGCCGCGAUUAUGAGGCGAUAAUGGCUAAAUGGAUUAACAUCUUCAUUAAAAGAUCUUCUUUAAAGCAAUCAUAGUUGACUUUAAAGAUACCUAAAUGAUUUGUUUGGAUGGACACCAAGGUAUUGACUUGAGGCAACAACCGAUCAAAGAUGCUCUUUAGCUCACCAAUAGCCAGGCAUAGGCCAAUGAGUACCAUUGAAUUCGAACAACAACUGGACUAUCUUUGUCAAUGGCUGGACGCAUGGACAGACGUUGAGAGAUCUAAAAUAAUUGAGGUUUUGCUACCAAGAUGUGACAGUGAACAAAUAUCAUUUCUUUGGACAGUUGUGGAACCAACACUACACAGGGAUUUUAUGUACAGCUCACUAAAUGCUUUUCCAAGAAGCUCAUUCAACCCAGUAUCAAUACCAAUAUGCAGAGAGGUUCAUAAGAAACUAGGCAAACCAAGAUACAGGACAUGGAAGCUUCAUCGCCUUAACAGUACAAUUCUACACGAUGAGGAUGAAGUGAGGCAGUGGUCUGCAGAAUCUGUUUUACCAAUAGUUAAGACCCCAUCAAUACCAACUUGUCCGUCCAGGCUACUCAAACACCCUCAGUCACCGGAGAGACCUCUAGAGGCCAAAGGCUCCUGGAAGUGUCUUUCCACCUACUAUGGUGUUCGUCUCCCCGGUAUACAAACACCUAGUCCUACGCCAUUGUCUAGGCUGUCUUGUAGAUCAUCAUACUCCAGGUCAGCCCCUCCUUCCUUGGCCAAAUCAUCAUCUCAGUAUGCCGUAAGGAGACACAUGCAAGAUGAAUAUAAGGCUGUUGUUGACAAUAGAACCCAUGAGAAAACAGCUGAUGAUAGUAAUACAUGGAGGCGGAUCUAUAAAUCUAAAUCGUGUCCCAGUAUGCAAGUCCCUAUCGGCAGAAAGUACCACAAGGCGAACAGACACGUUCGAUCAUCGAGUGACCAUGGCAACCAUGUUCUACGGCUCGGUUCCCUUCCUGAAAAUGCACAAUGUGCUGUGCAGUGGUUUGAAGAAAAAUGGAACAGUUGGCAACGUAAUCAAUUCCUUCAGCUGUUUUUACGUGUGUUAGAGCCUGCUGAAUUGUAUCUAUUGUCUGGACUUCUGGCGGUUCGUCAGUAUAGGGACUUUAUCUCCUUAUUACCAGAGCAUUUGGCCUUAAGAAUCCUUUCCUUGUUGUCUUCUCAAGAUCUCCUUAUCGCUGCACAGGUCAGUAAAACAUGGCGUCGCAUGGCGUCCAGAGAUGAACUAUGGCAAGCAAAAUGCAAGAGAAUACAUGUUGGAAUUCCUCUUCGAGUGYCAACCAUCUGGAAAGAUAUAUUUAAAGACAACUUGAAUCUAAAACGAAACUGGGCCAACGGAGAGUGCAGAGUGACAGACAUGACAGGACACUCGAAGAAAAUCUGGGAUUCCAGUUCAGGCAACUUAUUAAUGACUUUAAAUGGACACACGAGAGGAGUUUGGAGCCUGCGAUUUCUCUCCACAACAAUACUAAUCAGCGCUUCAUAUGACAAAAGCAUAARAGUAUGGAACCUUCGUACAGCUAUUUGCUCAAGGAUUCUUCUAGGUCACGAGGCACCUGUGUGGGCAAUAGAAAGGAAAAAAGAUAUUCUUAUCAGUGGUUCGGGAGAUAAAACAGCAAAGUUAUGGAAUAUCCGUCAGUGUAAACAGCUUUGUACCUUAUUUGGACACACGUGUUCUGUAUUCUGUGUGGAUCUAGAUGAUCAAGCAAAAACAGCCUUUACUGGCUCAGCUGACAGGACUGUCCGUAUUUGGGAUGUUGCGUCUGGAGCAUGCGUUGGAAUAGUACACGCUGGUCACUCGUGUGCGUCUGCAGUCACAGCAGUCAGUUUUGAUCAGGGACAUUUAGCUGUGGCCACAGGUCAUAUUAUCUCGUUAUGGAAUCUGACAACAGGCUCUUGUCUGCAGGAGCUUAAAGGCCAUAAGGGGAGGAUCGAAUCCAUACGACUGCGGUUUUUAAUGGUAAACGGGAAGAAAGAAAGUGGAUUGAUUGUUAGCGCAGGAAAAGACUCUAAGAUUAAGUACUGGGAUAUAGAAGAGGGCAAGUGUAUCCAGACACUGACUGGCAGCAAAGAUUCAGUCAACUGCAUACAUUUUGACGACACCAGAAUAAUCAGUUGUUCUUAUGAUGGGAAGAUUAGAAUCUGGGACUUUAAUAAGUGAAGGAAUUCUGGGAUCAAUCUAUUGUAAAACAGCAGACAAAGUGGGCGCUUGUUUAUAAUUUAUUUUCACCGUCCAGGCCUCAGCCUUGGUUAAAUUUAGGUUAUAGGAGGUUGGUUAAGUAAUAGAGGAAGAAAAUGGAAAUGUCGGCCGAAAGAAAAGAUGUUUGUCACCACUCUCUUAUCUCAACAACUGCGUAAAUUUGCAAMUUUAUUGAGGCCAAUAACUAAGAAUUACACGCCGCUUUCAUAGAAAACGUUAUAGAAAUGAAAAGAAAGAUCCAGGGGAAGGGAAGUAAAUUGGGUAACUAUAGCAACCCCCAGUUGAAAAAUGAUAAAUUUUAAAGAAUAAGGUAGUAUCUGAAAAGCACACUGUGUUUCCUUUCUAGGUAAUAGUCAACCCCCUUGAAAUCGUUCUGUAUAUGCCUCUGAAAAAGUAUUUUUUGGUACCGUGUCAUACUGUCAUAAGGCUAUUUACCUCUAAACCGACAGACGUUAUCCAAUAAGAGACCAUUCUUAGCUUAGCCAACGAGGACGCACUAUUUGCAUUAGUGUAAUAGUUUGUUUAUACGAAACCAGUAGAAAUUACAGAAAAAGGACAAAAAUUUAAUGCGUGUUUGGUGGAUGUGCCUGUGUUAAGCACGUUAGUUGGUACUGGGCCCAGUUGUUCAAAGCCCGAUUAGUGCUAAUCCUGGGUUAACUCUUAAUAUAUAGAGUUAACUCUUAACCUAUAGAGUUAAUCCUGGAUUAGCACUAAUCCAGCUUUGAACAACCCGGCCCUGGAGGUAAUCUUGUUAGCCAUUUGCCGGAUCUGUAGAAAUGCGUUGCAUUAUGGGUCUGUUUUGAGGGACCCUUCAUUAGUCAGUUGACAUAUUAUGCUUCAAGAACCGAAACUAAUCUGAAAAUUAAGAUACAACUAACGUUUUCCAUCGUUCAUUAUAAGCAAACAUCCCACCUCCCUCAUGCAACACGUUCUGCAACUCCGGAACUGCUAACACGUUUCUUGGCUCCUGUCUCUCUUGUUUGUGUAACAUGCCUAUCAAGAGUUUUUAUCAAAUACACAUGUAAAUAAAAUAAAAUAUAUCACACUA